AAAAUCGGUGGGGGCGCGAGGUGCCGCUCUCUCUCGGGUCAGGCUUUCGGCUCCCGGCGCGCGGCGGAGAUUUUCUUAAAACGACGCGCAGGCGAGGCGCGUGGGUAGGAAGACACGGGAGGCAGUGUCGUUGGAUCCCUCGGCAGUUUGCAGCCCCACUGAGACCGGAGGCCGCCUGGAUGGAGCCGCUGCUCCCAGCCGGAGCCCAGCCCCUCGCAACUGUCGAGGGUAUAGAGAUGAGAGGUCCACUCCAGGAGCCGUGCGUCCUGACCCUAGCCCAGAGGAACGGGCAAUAUGAGUUAAUAAUCCAGUUGCACGCGAAGGAACAGCUUGUUCAAGAUAUCAUUCCUAUAAAUAGCCACUUUAAAUGUGUUCAAGAAGCAGAAGAAAAUCUUUUGAUUGAUAUAGCUUCAAACAGUGGCUGCAAAAUUCGCAUUCAGGGAGACUGGACUAGAGAGCGCCACUUUGAAAUCUUUGACGAGGAGCACUGUUUGAAGUUCCUGUCACAGGUCCAUACUGCUCAGGAAGUGCAAUCACAACUUCUUGUUCCAGAACAAAAGGACUCAUCCAGCUGGUACCAGAAAUUAGACACUAAGGACAAGCCUGUUUUUUCAGGGCUUCUUGGAUUUGAGGAUAAUUUUUCAUCUAUGAAUUUGGACAAGAAAACAAAUUCACAAAAUCAGCCUGUGGGGAUUCAUCGGGAACCCCCACCCCCACCCCCUUCAGGGAACAGAAUGCUUCCACGUGACAAAGAGGCUUCUAACAAGGAGCAGCCCAAAGUGACCAACACCAUGCGGAAACUCUUUGUACCGAAUACCCAGUCUGGGCAGCGGGAGGGUCUCAUCAAACACCUCCUGGCAAAGCGAGAGAAGGACUAUGUCAACAUUCAGACUUUCAGAUUUUUUGUUGGAACUUGGAACGUGAAUGGCCAGUCUCCAGAUAGUGGGUUAGAACCUUGGCUGACCUGUGAUUCACAUCCUCCUGAUAUCUACUGCAUUGGAUUCCAAGAGCUGGACUUGAGCACCGAAGCCUUUUUCUACUUUGAUUCCAUGAAGGAACAAGAGUGGUCCAUGGCUGUGGAAAGGGCUUUGCAUUCCAAAGCCAAGUAUAAGAAAGUUCAGCUAGUUCGCCUAGUUGGGAUGAUGCUCCUGAUAUUUGCCAGAAAGGAUCAGUGGCAGUAUAUCCAGGAUGUUGCUACAGAAACAGUUGGAACUGGAAUCAUGGGAAAAAUGGGAAACAAAGGUGGGGUAGCUGUGAGAUUUGUGUUUCACAACACUACAUUUUGUAUAGUCAAUUCCCACCUGGCUGCACAUGUGGAGGACUUUGAGAGAAGGAAUCAAGAUUAUAAGGACAUUUGUGCACGAAUGAGUUUUGUGGUCCCAAAUCAGACCCUCCCGCAGCUGAACAUUAUGAAACAUGAUGUUGUCAUCUGGUUGGGCGAUUUGAACUAUAGACUUUGCAUGCCUGAUGCCAGUGAAGUGAAGAGUCUUAUCAACAAGAAUGAUCUUCAGAGACUCCUGAAAUUUGACCAGCUAAAUAUUCAACGCACACAGAAAAAAGCUUUUGUUGACUUCACUGAAGGGGAAAUCAAGUUCAUCCCCACUUAUAAGUAUGACUCUAAAACAGACCGAUGGGAUUCCAGCGGGAAAUGUCGGGUUCCAGCCUGGUGUGACCGAAUUCUUUGGAGAGGAACAAAUGUUAAUCAGCUUCAUUACCGGAGUCACAUGGAGCUGAAAACCAGUGACCACAAGCCUGUUAGCGCCCUCUUCCAUAUUGGGGUAAAGGUUGUCGAUGAAAAGAGGUAUCGGAAAGUGUUUGAAGAUAUUGUACGCAUCAUGGACAGAAUGGAAAAUGAUUUCCUUCCUUCCUUAGAACUCAGCAGGAGGGAGUUUGUGUUUGAGAAUGUGAAGUUUCGGCAACUACAAAAGGAGAAGUUCCAGAUCAGCAACAAUGGACAGGUUCCCUGCCAUUUUUCUUUCAUCCCCAAACUUAAUGACAGCCAAUACUGCAAGCCAUGGCUUCGGGCUGAACCUUUUGAGGGCUACUUGGAGCCAAAUGAGACAGUGGACAUUUCCCUUGAUGUGUAUGUCAGCAAAGAUGCUGUGACCAUUCUAAACUCAGGGGAAGAUAAAAUUGAAGAUAUUCUUGUCCUUCACCUGGAUCGAGGCAAAGACUACUUUUUGACCAUCAGUGGAAAUUACCUCCCGAGUUGUUUUGGUACAUCCUUAGAGGCUUUGUGUCGAAUGAAAAGACCAAUCCGAGAAGUUCCUGUUACCAAACUCAUAGACUUGGAAGAAGACAGCUUCCUAGAAAAGGAGAAAUCCCUCCUGCAGAUGGUUCCCUUGGAUGAAGGCACCAGUGAGAAACCCCUUCAGGUCCCCAAGGAGAUCUGGCUUCUGGUAGAUCACUUGUCCAGAAAUGCCUGUCACCAGGAGGACCUGUUCCAAACGCCUGGAAUGCAGGAAGAGUUACAGCAGAUCAUAGACUGCCUGGAUACCAGCAUUCCUGAGACAAUCCCUGGCAGUAAUCACUCUGUGGCUGAAGCACUGCUCAUUUUCCUGGAGGCCCUGCCAGAGCCCGUCAUUUGUUAUGAGCUGUAUCAGCGAUGCCUCGACUCUGCUCAGGAUCCCCGGGUCUGCAGACAGGUGAUUUCCCAGCUUCCAAGAUGCCAUAGAAAUGUUUUCCGUUACUUGAUGGCAUUCCUUCGAGAACUCUUAAAAUUCUCCGAAUACAACAACGUCAGUGCCAACAUGAUCGCUACUCUCUUCACCAGUCUUCUCCUAAGGCCUCCACCUAACCUGUUGGUAAGACAGACUCCAAGUGACCGCCAGCGUGCUAUCCAGUUCCUUCUGGGUUUCCUGCUUGGGAGCGAUGAAGACUAAUAAGCCUUGUUCUGUUAACUACCCCCUGAGAUUCUAGAGGUGGAAAAUCUUGGGCACCAAGUAUUUUAGAAUGAUUUGCAAAGUUAUGCCACAGGAAGGGUCUGUUGCAGAAUUUUGAGGCUGUUGACAUAAAAAAGGAAGAGUUUCCUAAUCCUUCCCUUACCAUAUACUACACAGCAAAAUACUUUUAGACUUAUAUUGCCAAGCCAAAGUUACCAUAUUUCGGUGUUUUUGUGUUCUCUCUUUAUAAGGCAAAGAGAUCUGUAUUUACACUCUAUCUGGGGUGGGUGUUGCCCCCUGCCCAGCUGUCAUGAUUGUCCUUAGCACCCUAGGCCUAGAUCCCGAGAUGUUCCCAUUCUAGGCCUUAAAGCACUACUUGAUAUAGCUCAGACUUGAGUGUAGUCCUUCUUCAAAAGCACUUUUGCCCUACCAUCCCUGGAUUACCCCUUUGCACUCCACCUCAUUAGUACUGUCACGUCAAAGGAAGUCUGAGUGAGGCUAGUGACUCCUUGGGUGUCCUCAACAGUGAGUUAACCAUCUGCGUGUGGUUGUUACAUGCAUUUGUGCAUUUCUACCAUAGUGGUACCUGUAUGUCUCUGUAGCAUUGACCUUUUCAUGGAUCUGCCCUGGGUGGAACCAUAUUCUCUUGUCUCGGACCACAUUUAGUAGCAGAACAUUAGGGACUAUUUGAGAUGACAUCCCACUGAUGUGAGAGAAUCAUAAUGGAAGCAGUUUGAGUAUUCAGGAGUGAAAACGUUCAUGUUUGACAGGUCCUGCUUCCUACUGCCCCUUUCUCUUUUUCAAAUUUUACAUGAGAGCUAACCCUGGGUGUCUAGGGGACCCAUCCACCACUUAGAAAUCCACUUAUGGAUCAAAACUUGCACCACAGUCAAAAAGCAAGUCUGCACGUCACACAGGCCUUUCUAGAGAUAUUGCUCCUUCUCCCAGCAACAGUACUGAAGCCCUUCUCUGUUCUCACAUACAAGGGACCAGAUGUCACCCCCUCCCUCAUCAACACUGACUGGGCUGUCCAGCCAGCUCCUGUUGGCUCCCAGCCACUCUGCCCAGUGGUGUGUGAGACAGAUUGUGCAGCGGGACCAACCAAGCACCUUUCUCUCGCACCUGAGACAACCCUCUGUACUCUACAUUUACUCAAGGACAGUGGGGCAACCUUUAAAAAAAUAAUCUCUGUUUGGCAAAGCAGCCACCAACUACAAACUGUAAAACUGCCUGAUGCAAUUGGCUUCCUCUUGGUUUUCUUUCAUUAAAACCUCCAGUUAUUCUUGCCUGUUGCCAUUAAAUCUGAGGAGCUGAACAGGCAGGCAUUAUGUUAGGUCUUGGGCAUUGACUCCUGAUUCUUCUGGUGCAUCAAAAGAGAGAGCCAGGAAAAACACCACAGCUGAAUGGUUCUCUGGCUCUGCCAUCUAUUAAAAGUUGAGUUUUGGGGGAAAGAAAACGUCCAUAUCCUGCAGUAGACUAGUUAGGAGUCAAGUUAUUGGUGCCAAAUAGCUACAGAUCUGAUAGAUUAGGGGCUGGGUGUUGACUUACUCAAUGGAAGACAGUGAGCAGAACACUUUUGUCAUCUCCACUAGGCCAGAAAGUGGUCAUAGGUUAUACACUCCAGGCAGGGUCAUAACACAAAGAUAGGGCAUUGACUGUCCUGGGCGCAUUUUCUGGUAUGUUGCCAACCUCGGCCCUUUGGGUGAUUAACGAUGUGGUCAGUGGGGAUUGUGUGCAGCAUCCUAGCUCUUUCCUUAUAAGGUAAAUGCACUAAGUUUAAUUGCCUCAACCUUUUUUUCCAGCUCUGGUCCUGGGGUGUACAUAGGCUUGAGGAUCUUAGACAAUCUCUAGGUGGGGGAAACAAGAUAUAGAGCAGACAUAAAAGAUCUGCAUCCUGCUGUGCCUCCUCUAGCACCACAACCGCUAAUUCCUAAGGACCUCUAAUGUACUACUCCAUAGCAGCUCUGAAGUAAGAAUUCAGAUCCAACUGGUAGGGAAGGACUCUGCAUCUAUAGUUUUAGAGGGG
Phyllostomus discolor (pale spear-nosed bat) is the source of this 4908-nucleotide messenger RNA. RefSeq names its product OCRL inositol polyphosphate-5-phosphatase (gene OCRL). Gene Ontology annotation, cellular component: membrane; cytoplasm. Gene Ontology annotation, molecular function: inositol phosphate phosphatase activity; phosphatidylinositol-4,5-bisphosphate 5-phosphatase activity. The coding region runs from base 180 to 2882 and encodes 900 amino acids. The record is from RefSeq and is a predicted model, not a curated record. Gene Ontology annotation, biological process: phosphatidylinositol dephosphorylation; signal transduction. Lineage: Eukaryota; Metazoa; Chordata; Mammalia; Chiroptera; Phyllostomidae. The transcript is spliced from 24 exons.